AUGUCGCGAAUUCAUGUGCAGCACUGCUCAACUUCGUUCGCUCUGGAACAAAAGCUUCGUAACUUUUGGGAGAUCGAGGAAAUUCCUCGUAAAUCCGCUCUCAGUCCUGAAAAACAACUCUGUGAGGAUCAUUUUGUGACCUCAUGUGCUCCCAACGGACGCUACGUGGUCCGUCUUCCCUUUAAGAAAGGACAUUCGAUCGACAUCGGUACAUCUCGCCAAACCGCCGAACGGUCGCUCCAACAACUGCAUCGCAGACUGAAGACGCAACCUUUGCUCGCAUCCGAAUACAUUAACUUCAUUCGUGAAUACGAGAAUCUCGGGCAUAUGGGACAGGUCGAGGAUGCGGAUAUCAUCGCUACUCAAUGCAUUUACAUACCGCAUCACCCGAUUCUGCGGGAACACAGUAGCACUACAUAUUUGAGAGUGGUAUUCAAUGCAUCAUGCGUCAGUUCGAAUACGUCUCUCAAUGAGCGUCUGCUUCCUGAUCCGAAACUGCACUGA
Odontomachus brunneus is the source of this 504-nucleotide messenger RNA. RefSeq lists its product as uncharacterized. The transcript has a single exon. The record is from RefSeq and is a predicted model, not a curated record. The coding region runs from base 1 to 504 and encodes 167 amino acids. Lineage: Eukaryota; Metazoa; Arthropoda; Insecta; Hymenoptera; Formicidae.